Molecule: messenger RNA, 6852 nt
Organism: Pantherophis guttatus
Lineage: Eukaryota; Metazoa; Chordata; Lepidosauria; Squamata; Colubridae
Gene: ADAM23
Product: ADAM metallopeptidase domain 23
Biological process (GO): proteolysis
Cellular component (GO): presynaptic membrane
Molecular function (GO): metalloendopeptidase activity
Source: RefSeq, a predicted model, not a curated record
CCGUGACGGUAGGGGCUGCAGCUGCCGGGGGUGGAAGAGUGUGGCCGGCUCUCGACGUCAUCCUGUGCAGUGCGCGGGGCAUUGAAAGGUGAAUGGCAGAGAGGGCGAGAAGAGCGCGAGCGACUGUCAGCCCAGCCCGCAGCAGCAGCAGCAGCAGCAGCAGCAGCAGGAGGAAGAAGGCGGCGCCGAGGUUUGCUUCUGCUCUUCCCAGGAGGGGCGCCCGCAGAUAAUGGAGCGGAGGCGGUAGGAAGGUGUCGCGGUGGAGGCAGCGGCAGCAGCGGAACAAAAAGCGGAGUCACUGCGCCGUGUCUUCCCUUCGCCUCCAGCAAUGUGAAGAAAGAAGUGCCGCGACCGUCGCUGCGUGACCGCUCGACCGCCGCUUUCUUCCAGGGGGAAGGGGGCAGUGCCGCCGCUCUCCCCCCCCACCGCUGCUCCUCACAAUUCCGACGAGGCAGGCGACUCCCUUCACCACCGCCCGCCCUGCCCCCCCCUCCACCUCCCGCAAAGCUAUGAGCCAUGAAGCCGCCUGGCAGAAGUUCUCUGCGGCAGCCCUUCUCUGGCAGCUGCCGGCACCGCCGAUCCUCUAACGCUCCCUUCUCAGCAUGCCUGGCGCGGCUGCCUCUGCUCGCCUUCUUCCGCCGUUUCCUUUUGGCGUUCCUGCUCCUCUGCUGGGGACGCCCAGAGAGCUGGGGGGUCAUUGCGGACACCGCUAUCCAUUGGAAUGAAACUUUGGAAAAAACAGAAACCAUUCUGGCAAAUGAGGACACUGUAUUUCAACAGACUAACAAUAGUAGUAGCAAAAAUAACAAUUACAGCAGUGCAUUCCAAAAAGAAAUCACAUUGCCUUCAAGACUUAUUUAUUAUUUGAACAAAGACUCUGAAAGUCCCUACCAUAUUUUGGAUACUAGGACAAGAUACCAGCAAAAACACAGUAAGGCUGUGCAUCUAGCUCAGGCAAGUUUCCAGAUUGAAGCUUUCAGUUCUAUGUUUAUUCUUGACCUCUCCCUGAACAAUGACUUAUUAUCUGCUGAUUAUGUGGAAAUUCAUUAUGAAGAUGACAAACCACAAUAUUCAAAGGGAGGGGAACACUGCUAUUAUCAUGGAAGCAUCAGAGGCAUCCCAAAAUCCAAAGCUGCUAUUUCUACCUGUAAUGGACUUCAUGGCAUGUUUGAAGACAAUACUUAUGUCUACCUGAUAGAACCUUUGGAGUUAACUCACAGCACGAGCAGUGCAGGUAGACCACAUGUCAUUCGGAGAACAUUUGGAUCAAAUGCCUUCAGUCAGUUGGAAGAUCUUGAUACCGAUUCCACAUCUGAUUGGUCCUUCCUGUCUGAGUUGCAGUGGCUAAGAAGAAGAAGAAGGGCUGCAGUGCGUGGCAUCUUUGAAGAAAUGAAAUACUUGGAGCUCAUGAUUGUUAAUGACUAUAAAAUGUUCAAAAAACAUCGGUCAUCCCAUAGUAAUACGAAUAACUUUGCAAAAUCGGUGGUAAAUCUCGUGGAUGCUAUUUACAAGGAGCAACUAAACACCAGAGUUGUUCUAGUUGCUGUUGAAACCUGGUCAGACAGAGAUCGUAUUCAUGUCCACUCAGACCCACGGCAGAUGCUUCAUGAUUUUUCCCGAUAUCGACAGAACUUCAUCAAGCAACAUGCUGAUGCUGUACAUCUCCUCUCGAAUGUGACAUUUCAUUAUAAAAGAAGUAGCCUAAGCUAUUUUGGAGGAAUUUGUUCGGUGGCUAGAGGGGUUGGAGUAAAUGAGUAUGGGCUUUCCUGGGCAAUAGCACAAGAAUUGUCCCAAAGCUUGGCUCAGAAUCUAGGAAUACAGUGGGAGCCGGCAUCCAGAAAACCAAAAGGGUGUGAUUGUACAGAAUCCUGGGGUGGAUGCAUCAUGGAGGAAACAGGUGUCUAUCACCCCAGAAAAUUCUCAAAGUGCAGCAUUGCUGAAUACAGAGAUUUUUUACUCCGAGGAGGAGGUUUUUGUCUUUUCAACAGGCCUACAAAGUUGUUUGAUGCCACUGAAUGUGGAAAUGGGUAUGUGGAACCAGGUGAAGACUGCGACUGUGGUAUCCAAAUGGACUGCCAUGCAGAGUGCUGUAAAAAAUGUUCCCUUUCUAAUGGAGCUCAUUGCAGUGAUGGUCCAUGUUGUAAUGAAACCUGCCUUUUUUUUCCACGAGGCUUUGAGUGUCGCUAUGCAGUGAAUGAAUGUGAUAUUACAGAAAUCUGUACUGGUGAUUCCGGCCAGUGCCCACCCAAUCUUCAUAAGCAAGAUGGAUUUGCUUGCGAUUCAAAUCAGGGACGUUGCUACAGUGGAGAGUGUAAGACAAGAGAUAAUCAAUGCAAAUACAUCUGGGGCAAUAAGGCUUCAGGGUCUCACAAACACUGUUACGAGAAGCUUAAUACAGAAGGUACACAGAAAGGAAACUGUGGAAAAGAUGGAGACAAAUGGAUUCCUUGCCACAAACACGACGUGUUCUGUGGAUUAUUGCUUUGUGCAAAUCUUGAUGGGGUUCCACGAAUUGGUCACCUUCAGGGAGAAAUUAUUCCAACUUCUUUUUUCCACCAAGGUGUCGUAGUGAACUGCAGUUGUGCACAUGUACUUUUAGAUGAUGAAACAGAUUUAGGAUAUGUAGAAGAUGGGACUCCCUGUGGUCCUAAUAUGAUGUGUAUGGACCGAAGAUGCCUCUCUAUUCAGUCCUUGAACAUAAGCAGCUGUCCUAUGGAUGCUAAUGGAAAAGUUUGUUCGGGACAUGGGGUGUGCAGUAAUGAAGCCACCUGCAUUUGUACCACUACUUGGGCAGGUACAGAUUGUAGCAUGUUUGAUCCUAGAAGGAAAGAUGACUCAGAAAAACCAAGUGGACCAAAGGUGAGCAUGGCCACUAACAGGCUUAUAGGUGCAGUGGCAGGGACCAUUCUGGCACUGGGGGUGAUAUUUGGAGGCACAGGGUGGGGAAUAGAAAAUGUAAAAAAGAGAAGAUAUGAUCCAAGUCAACAAGGCAUCUAAGGAAUUCCCUGGAAGAAUGUGGCUGUGCUUGAAUGUGGACUCUGGCUAUGGAGGCUCUUUGAAGCAGCUGGCUCUUCCUGCAGCAGAAGCAUACCAGUCAUUGUCUACCAGUGGCAAGUGGAGGCAUUUAUGAAAGGGCUGAAGGAAAACUGUCCUUUACUGGAGAUUUAAAUUCAAGGACUUCCUCCACUCAUUUCUCUCUUUUUGGGGGGAUGUUAGGGAUAAAACAAACUUUGGGAAGGAACUAUUUUUUGUUCUGAACAAAAAUGGAGCAAACAAACCAAGCGCAAUAAGUAAACUCUUUCAAACUAUUUAAAUAGGUAAAGAAUUUCUUAGUAAUUUGAGUUCGCAUGAUCUUUUAAUAUUAAUGGCAGACUCCAGUGGCAUGAUAAUUUCUGAAAUGGUGAACUGCAUGGCAUAAACACAGCAAACAAGCUAGCAAGAAGGUCCCAAAUAAAAUCUAUUUACCAACAACAUGAUAGAACAAAACACAGAAGAGCUGAUUCUAGGUUUUACCUAUGAAACAGAGGAUAAUUCCUUAAUUCUACCUAUUAUAGGUAUUCUUUAUUUUGUUUAUUUAUUGCUUUGGGGCAAGCCUCUUUGAGGAAUGGCAAAUCAUACUACAUUGAAAUAUAUUUUUAAAAAAUGCUUUGGGGGAAGUCUUAUCAAGCUCCAUUAUUACACAUUUUGAAAUGUUUCGUUCCAUACGUGAUCUUAAGCUGUACACAUUCAUAAAAUGUUGCUCCUAUUUAAUUUUGGGGUAGCACUUUAUAUUUUAGAGUGGGCAUAGUGCAGGGAAAUUCCACAAAUAAGAGGUAUGCUUUUUAAAUAUGUAUGCUUAAAACCAAAAAAAAAAAAAAAAGGUCCGUCCAAAACCAAUAUGUGUAAAUGCAUAUGUAUACAAUGAUUUUUUCCUCUUCAAAUGCAUUAUUUGCAUCCAUGCAGAUAUUUUGUAUAUAUUGUAAGAAACUGACACCCUCUCAAAUUAAUCACAGAAGUGCCAAGCUUAUGUCUUUUUCAUUUUGCCAUGUUGUUUUCCUUUCUCAGUCUCAUAUUGUAUGACAGGAAAGAUGCCUAAAUAAGCCUUAAGUACUUGUAAAAUACUGAGAGCUUUUAACAGGUUAAGGCAUUCGGUGUAUUGUUUUAUAAAGCCCAGUCUCCCCUCACCCUCAGGACUCCUUUCAUUUUUUAAAAGUGCAUAAACAGCAUCCAGAUAUCCAUGUCUUUUUGAAUUUAUUUCUGUAGUAAUUAUUUUUCAAAGCAUAGCUUUGAACCUUCCUAUUAGACUACAUGUGGUUACUGUCAUGGAGGUCUGAAUUAGAAAAAACAAUGAGAAUAUUGCCAUGUGCAUAACCAGAUAACAUUGAAUCCUGCUUAAACAGAGAAGUGGCAUUCAUGAAACAAUAAUAUAGCCUCUUCCCUUCUCCCAAGCAUCCAAGCUCUGCCAUAAUCACGGCUUUUCAUCACUUCUCUAAUUAGUAAAUGGGAAAAGCCGUAAUGGUAACCCCCAAAGUGUAGUGGAAAUAAAGCUUGCUUGUAUAGAUGCACCUCUGCUGGCCAACCGCAAGUUAAUAUUAUGCCAAUAUACAAGGCAACAUCCCACUUUGGUUUUGUUAGCACUGUUGGUGCAGCUGCUGCUGCAGUUGUGCUUAGGGGUUUUCUACGCCUGUGUGCUGGGACACAGUACCGGUGCUAAUUAAGCAAUCAUGGUCAUUAAAGCAGCCAUAAGAUAACAAACAUAUUGUUAUCCUUUAUUACAGUUGCUAUGACAUCAGAGCAGUGUAAACUCAACCUGCAAUCAUAUCCAAAACUCCAAAUGCUUGAUCAUUCAUUGCAAUGGAAGACUGCUUUGGAAUAAGCUUUAAGCGCAUAAUGAAAAAGCUACUUACUUAAAAGCUUUUCCCCCAGUCACAGGUAUUUGGGCAUGAGCUAUUUAUAAUUUGGUUAAUCAUAUAGAAAUUAUUUCAAUCUGUAUAUAAAUGUUUUAUUCUUUUGAGAUAUUUUACCCAUUGUGUAUUAGCAUUAAAAAAAGAAAGCAAAGCAAAAUCUGAUACUUUUCAAGUUACGUUUGAAUUUAUUUUUAGAUUUCCUUGGGUCACUUAAUACUAUACCAAUGUUUUGGGAUGCCUUUCAUCAAGCUUUAUUGACAAUUGUGUGAAAUCAUAGUGGUUUGGCAUGACAAUCAUUUUUGAGUUAACUUGGGUGGGCAAUUUGUGGUCCUUGGACCAACUGUAGCACCUGAAUUUUUAUUUAUUUGCUUUAUUUGCUUACUUAUUUAGACCCAGAACUAUUGAGAUGCUAUUGAAAUUCAGUGGAAAUAAGAAAAAUGGUUCCUCAUUUUUUAAAUGGGAAAUGUAAGAAAUAAGGAGCAUGAACUGUUUACCAUACCUAAAUAAGAAAAUUACCUUUCCUGAAACUCCAGCUCCCAUUAUUAAUGUGACUUAUUGUGCUUAUAGUGCAUCAUUGGUCACAAAAAUGUUAGGCACUUCCAUUUAGCAGGUUGCUGUCUUUACAUAAUCCUUGCAAUGUAUUGAAGUUACUGUUCUAUAGUGAGUGAAAAAAGCAGGGGAAAGUCUGGAAUGCAAUUAUACUGAUAUUUAAGGUUAAUACUCUCCAAAGUCAGCAAUGAAUUUUACCUUUUCUUCCUGACCUGAAAAACAAAUUGGAAUAAAUUCUAUAUGUGACGUGCUCAAAUCCUCUCUCUUCCAAUAAAAUGGCCCUUUAGAAUAUUUUAUGUAAUGCCACUUUUUGUUUAAGUAUAUUGGAGAUUAAAAUAAAUAGGUGCUAAGGUUGGGUUUUGUUUUGGGAGAAGUGGUAACCACAGUAGAUAGUGCCAUUCAAUAUGGCUACAAAGGUCAAUCUGUUAUAUUAAGUAAAAUCUUUAUGUAAUUCACAAAACAUUGUAAUGUGCGAUGUGAUUUUUUUAAAAAAUCAGACCACACUGGUCCCCAAUUAUGUACAUAUGAUAAAGAGUUGGGGUAACUUUUUGUUACACUAACAAUUUCAUAAGAAAUAUAAUUUCUUUUCUAAAUUUCUCCUCUGCUGUUUGGUUCUGUAUAGAUACAUUUAAAUACACAGAUUACGUAUAGACUAUAUAUGACCACACAACCACAAAGCUCACAGAAAUGAAUUGUCACGUUUUCAGUGGUCCUAGCCUUACAUCAUCAAACCUGCUAAGGUCUAUACUUAUUUUAUAAGCAUUCAUUUACAAUAUUUUGUAAAGAACACAUGCAACUUAGGUUUUUUUUUAACACGAUAUCAUUGUAAUGGUGUUCAACACAAUAAAAAAACCAUUUCAGUCGUUAUAUUUUUGUUUCAUUGAUAGGAUUCAACUCGACAGGAAAUGUAUGGAAAUUUUAUAUUGCUUAUAUAUGCUGCAUGAUCCCACUGAAUUCAACCAAUUCUCAGAGAGGAAAGCGCCACUACGCAAAUUAACAAGAAUAUAUUCUAGGUGCAUGUUAAAAUAAAUUACAUAGGACUGGAGUUGUACAAGAUUUUCUUUACUAUGCAAUGAUAGGUAUUGCACAAAUUUAAAAUUCAAAGACAAAUGUCUGAGGAACUUUACAAAAUACUUGAAUUAUUUUUGAUCUAAAAAGCUAUCAGUCAUUUUCUAUUCAUUGUUGCUUUCAUUAUUAAUAUUCAUCUAAAAUAGUGAUUAUUUUUAAGGUGCACAAUUUAACAAAUUUAUUUUGUCUGAAGCUAAUAUUCAUAUCUUGUUGGCUGCAGAUGAAUGGGAAUUCAGUUAUUGUUUUGCAUCUUAGUAAAUUAGUAUUAAAGACGUCAUAAACAUAGAAAUUGGCUUCUGUAUUUUUCUUUCCUGUGCUGUUAAUAAAUUAAAUUUCACAUCAGACCUAA